GAUACCAUUAUUUGGAGUAACGAAUCCCAUUUUGAGGUGUUUAGAGAUGAUGGUAGCAGUUGUGUUUGAUGUUUAUCUAAUGAAAUAUGAUUCAAUUGUCUUGUAUCAACUUUUAAAUCAGGUAAAAGAGG
Racocetra fulgida is the source of this 131-nucleotide messenger RNA. NCBI's taxonomy places the organism in Eukaryota, Fungi, Glomeromycota, Glomeromycetes, Diversisporales, Gigasporaceae. The record is from the annotation of a GenBank genome assembly.